AUGCAUCCAUGUAUAAUGAAAAUAUGGCCACCUGGCCAUUAUAGUCCAGUACAUAAUCAUGGUGAUGCAUAUGGAGUUAUUCGUGUACUUCAUGGAAGACUUCUUCUAAAAUUUUAUCCAGCUCUUUCAAUCAAUUUCCGACAAAACCCAUCUAUUGAGCAAUUAUUUGAAGAAAAUCAAGUUACAUGGAUGAUUCCUAAAUUGAAUCAAACAUAUCAAAUGCUUAAUCCUGACAUGUAUGGUUCAUGUUGUAUCACUAUUCAUUGUUAUCAAUACGAAACAGACGAUCAAAUGUAUGGUGAACAUUUUGAUUUCAUUACUAAUGAUGGACAUCAUAUCGACCAUCACAACUAUACACCGGAUAAUAAUUAUCUUGACUUCAAAAGGAUGAUGAUGAUGGAGUCAAUGCAUGGUACUGCUGUGUAA
This is a messenger RNA of Rotaria sp. Silwood1, 426 nucleotides long. The record is from the annotation of a GenBank genome assembly. Lineage: Eukaryota; Metazoa; Rotifera; Eurotatoria; Philodinida; Philodinidae.